AGGCAUUUUCACCUUUAAAUCUCCACAUUGCUGAGAAGAUGGCCUCCAUGUCUGAGAAUUUUCUCAAGAAAAGAACAACGACAAAGAGAGUUAUUCAAUGCAGCAAGUGCUCCAGCAACAUUGAAGUCCCACCAACAGCCCAAACUAUCCACUGCAGGCAGUGCAACACUUAUAUUUUGGUUUCCAUAGCUUCCCGGUCGAUCAGUGGCAAUCCUCUGGUGAUGAGUAAGCAAGUUACUAAUUCAGGUGCCACCCAACCAAGGUUAAAUAAACGGGCACUUCUUUGCGGCGUGAGCUAUAGGGGCCUCAAAUACAGGCUUAGAGGAACUAUUAAUGAUGUCAACAGGAUGCAGCAAUUCCUCACUAAGCGCUUCAAUUUCCCGAAACAGUCCAUUCGUAUUCUAACAGAAGAUCAGCCAAAAGAAGAAGAUACUCCAACAAGAAAGAACAUUGAGAAUGCCUUAAGAUGGCUGGUGGAAGGCUGCCAGUCAGGCGACUCACUGGUGUUCUACUUCUCAGGGCAUGGCCUUCGACAGCCAGAUUUCAACGGCGAUGAGAACGAUGGAUAUGAUGAAACCUUAUGUCCAGUUGAUUUCAGCAAGGAGGGUAUGAUUCUUGAUAAUGAUAUCAAUUCCAUCAUUGUUAAGCCCCUCCCCGCUGGUGUCAAACUUCAUGCCAUCAUUGAUGCCUGUCACAGUGGAACCAUUCUUGAUCUGCACUAUAUUUACAAAAUCAAAUCGAACAAAUGGGAAGAGGAUGUUGCUCCAUCAGGUAGACCUCCUAAAGGUACAAGUGGUGGACUAGCUAUCUGCUUCAGUGCUUGUGCUGAUAGUCAAAGAGCUGUUGAUACUUCUAUUUUCUCGGAAAAGGGCAAGCAUAUUUUUGCUCGAAAGGAUAUGUAUGGUGCCAUGACUACCUUGUUCAUCCGAGCAGUUGAGAGUCACUCCAAUAUAACAUAUGUUGGAAUACUAGAGUUCAUGAAUGAAGAGUGUGAAGCCAUGAAUAUACGAGGGAGAUGCUUCAACCGUCCAAGCUUAAGGAGAAUGUUCAACAGAGGAUUACUACAGGAACCUCAAUUGUCAUCCUCCAAGGAUUUUGACGUUGAUGAGAAAUUCGAAUUGUGAUCCUAUUUUUGAGAAUUUUUUCUCCAAAUAAGUCUAGCUCAGUUUGCAUUAGAGUAUUGACAUGUUAUCAUAAAAAUCAACCAUAAUUAAUUGUUAUGAGGUACUUCCUUCGGUUCAAGGAUAAUGAAAUUGACAUUGAAUGGUAAAUAAAGGAGAUAAUUGGUUUUCGA
This is a messenger RNA of Vitis riparia (riverbank grape), 1294 nucleotides long. Its product is annotated as metacaspase-3-like. Lineage: Eukaryota; Viridiplantae; Streptophyta; Magnoliopsida; Vitales; Vitaceae. Gene Ontology annotation, molecular function: cysteine-type endopeptidase activity. Gene Ontology annotation, biological process: proteolysis. The transcript is spliced from 5 exons. The record is from RefSeq and is a predicted model, not a curated record. Bases 39 to 1124 code for a protein of 361 amino acids.